Molecule: messenger RNA, 3681 nt
Organism: Ochotona curzoniae (black-lipped pika)
Lineage: Eukaryota; Metazoa; Chordata; Mammalia; Lagomorpha; Ochotonidae
Exons: 2
Coding region: 1-3681 (1226 amino acids)
Source: RefSeq, a predicted model, not a curated record
AUGGAAGCCACCAAGAAGGUGGGGGGCCCUGAUCCAUCAGGCCACCAGGACCACCCCUUGGUCAGCAGCCAGCAUCUGGGGGGUAGUCUCAGAGGAUCCCAGGGACUGUGGAUAAACCCGGGAUCUCUAUACGUCAAGCAGGGGCUAUCACUGUCCAAUGAGACUGCCAUUGAUGGGACCUGCGGCUCAAUCCUCCAAGCCCACCUGCCUGAGUCCGUUCACCAGCAGCUCCGUAACUCCUCCAGGGCCAGUUCCCAGUGCGAGAGUGAGCAGUCCUCCCAGGAUACAUCAAGACUGUCUUCCACUGACCCAUUUCCAAGUUCCAUCGUGGGAGGAGCCCCACAGCAUCUCAACCUGGAGGACAGGACCCUGCUCUUACCUGUAUGCAGGCUCAGUGGCAGUGGUAGUGACAUGUCCCAGCACGGACCCUGCAACCCCCGACUCCAGGUGCAGGUUGGGAGUGAGAUCAAGGCUCCAGCCAAAGUCUUGGUAGGCUGGGGCAAAGAGCCCUGCAACCCCAAACAAAUGGCUCCGGUGGUCAACAGGAAGAGUCGGUGGUUACCCUACUUCUUCUCAGGAGAGCAUGGGCUAAUUGAAGGCCAAGGUCCUCUUCUAGCUCCAGCUCAGCUCCCAGCUCAAGAUCAGGGCCAGGGCAAGCAGCCAGGUCCGGCUCAGGCUAAAACUUCUUCACUGUCACUGGCUCCUCCAGUGGCUUCAGUGGCUCCAGCAGUGGCUCCAGUAGAUGUGACCCCAACACCUGCUGCAGUCGAACCUCACACCCCUGAACACCAGAAUGAAGCCAUUUUAGUUCCCAAGGGCCUCUCUCAGGACCUCCUCCUCAGGUGUGGCAACCAAUGGUCAGUUCUCAUGCAGUCUUCCAAAGUGGCCAACUCUUGCCAAGACAAGAUGAACUUUUACUCCAAGGAGACUUCCACCCUGACGCCUACUCUGGAAGAGUUUGUGGAGCACAUGCAGGAGUUCGAGAUUAUCCAAAGGCAGGUCACACCUGAACAGCCUGAGACAUUGAGGGAGAAGCCGCUGGGCUAUACCUCCAUGCCUGGCAGCCCAAUACUGAGUCAGAAGACCCCAGACACCCCCAAGACCCAAAGUAGCCACGACAUCCAGAGUUCUCGGCCAGAGAAGCAGCCACCCAACAGUUCCACCAAGAGCAGCCCCAGUGUGCCACUGUCUGCCCACCAGGUCACCUCUCACAAGCAGCCCUUGUCCCAGUAUCCCCAGGAAGCCAUGCAGAUUCCCCCACCCAGUGCCCCCACCUGCCAGCUCAGGGAUGCCGUGGAAGAUCGUGUGCUGGUGUUUGACAUGGCCACAGGCAACACCAGGAUGGGGCUGCUGUGCCAUGACCCUAUGGGUUCCCGGGCAGUACUGGUGGGCCUCAUGCCCAAUGCCCCUUCUCUCUAUGCUUCUGAAACCUUGCCAUCCUCCCGGUCACUGGGCAAGCCCAUUCUCUCCCCUGACAGCAAUCACUCCACCUUCUGGCCCACCACACCCAUGCUCUCCAGCCCUGUGCCCUCCAGCCUGUCAUCUGGCAGCUACCGAGAGGUGGCUCUGGUUCCCAAGGAAGGCAGACUCCACCUGGAGGCCUGGAACGCUCCAGGCACAGAGACACCCAUUGGAGUCGGGAUGCUCACUGGGCCUGUACAGCUCGGAAUGCCCCUCCAGUUUAGAGACAGGAUCCUGACACAUGGCCCUGAUCCUGGCUGGUCCAAACCUGAGGCUGACAAAGCUGGAUCUAGUCGUACCAUCUGGAUGCUAGAUUCCCUGAGGAUGCCAGAGGCCAAGAAACUCCAGUGGGUGAACUCAGAAUUGGCUUCAACGCCCAACACACAGCAGGUGCCUGAAUCCUCACUUCAGGAGGACUUGCACAACCAUAAACAGAAAGAGGUUAUUGCCAUUCUCCCUGAAGGCACUCGGGCUGAAGAUGCUGGACAGGCCUCUCUCACUGGUCAGAUGUUUCUCAAUGGGCAGAGCCUACUUGCUGGACAACCACCUCUAACCAGGAAGCCCUCCUUCACCAAGCAGACCCCCCUUCCCAACCAGCCCCCUCUCACCGGGCAGACCCCUCCUGCUAUCCAAAUUUCCUCCUCUGGGCAGGUGCCAGUCGCUGGGAAGCCCCUCGUUAUCAAAGAGACCCCUCUCUCAAGAGGGCCCCCCACCACCACCACAAUCACUGGAGAGCCUGUCCAGGCCUCUGCCCAGGAAAGUGAGCCCUUGGACCUGCCUCCCCAUGUUGGGGUGCUCCGGGUGCCCCUGGCCCCUGAGGAGGCCUCUAUCUACAUGGGCCAAGACAAAGUUGGCAUCGGUAGUACAGAAAGCACCAGCAUACAUCGGCUCUCAUCCUGGCAAUCCGGCAACUCCCAGGGGACACAGGAGGAGCAGCUUUCCUUCAUCACUUUUACCACGCCUGGCAAGGCCUUGCCCAUGGCCAUUGUGAACACCGAGCCCCAGAAUGUUCGGUUCAAGCUGACGGCUGAGGACGUCACCCGCCAGCCUAUGGUCGCGCACCUUGGCCUGCUCCACGGGACCUGCUAUGAGCUGGUAUCCACCGUGGAUACCCUACCUGUGCAGUCCCCCGUGCUCUGCCGCCAUUCACUCAGUCCCUACCAGGGCAUGGCGGCUGUGGUGAUCGACACUGGUACAGGAUUCACCAAAUGUGGGCUGGCUGGGGAGAACCAUGUCCUCAACGUGGUCCCUUCACGAGUCCAGCUGCUGCAGCACGCAGCCCAGGGCCAGCCCCGGUAUGCUGUACCUGAAAACCAAGAGGGCUCCUACCCGAUGCUGAACAGAGGUGUGGUCUCUGACUGGGACGCGCUUGAAGUGCUGUGGCAGCACCUGUUCUAUUGCAGACUGGGCGUGCAGUCAGAAGAACUGGCUGUGCUCGUGGCCGACUCGCCCAUCUCACCGCGGACCAAUCGGGAGAAGGUGGCAGAGAUCUUGUUUGAGCGCUUCCGGGUGCCUGCAAUGCAGACCGUGCACCAGGCCCUGCUGGCACUUUAUGCUUACGGGCGCACCACAGGUCUGGUUGUGGGCAGUGGCCAUGGCACUUCAUAUGUGGCACCCAUCCUCACCGGAGACCUGGCUCCGCUUGACACCUACCGACUAGAUGUGGCCGGUGGUGACCUCACUGAAUAUUUGACUCAACUAUUGCUGGCAGGUGGCCACUCACCCCCCAAAGCAGGGCUGGUCAACCAGAUUAAAGAGGCCUGCUGCUACGUGGCCAUGGAUAUGACUGCCGAGAUGGCCCGGACCCAAGCCCAGGCCAGAGUGGACUUUGUGCUCCCGGAUAAGCAGGUUAUCACGCUGGGCUCAGAGCGGUUCUGCUGCCCCGAAGCCCUCUUCCAGCCCAAUCUGCUGGGCCUCAACCAGCCUGGCCUCCCACAGCUGGCCUUGCUCAGUAUCAGCAGGCUGGAGGCCAAGCAGCAGGAACAGCUAUUAGCUAACGUGGUGCUGGAUGGUGGCAGCACUCUGCUGAGUGGCUUCCCCGAGCGCCUGAAGCAGGAAUUGGGCCACAGGGCCACCGUGCUGGGCUCCCCACACCGUGCAGUGGCUGCCUGGCUUGGGGGCUCAAUCAUGGCAUGUCGGGACUCGUUCCAGAGCCUGUGGCUCAGUCGUCGUGAGUACGAGGAAGAGGGCCCAUGGGCUAUCUACAAGUACCAGCUGUGA